AUGCUGGAAGAUUGCAAAGGAAAAAAUAAACCAGUUGCUUUUGCUUCAUGGGAUUCUUGGGUGGAAUGGUGUUGUGAUUUCUAUAUUACAACGGAUAUACAACGGACCGCUGCUAUAUCCUGGAUAUCAUCCAGAAUGGCUCGGGGUGGCAAUGAUAUGCGCUUUGCGAUCGAAGAAGCUAUGCGCAAGUUUCCAGACGCACAAGACGUAUUUGUAAUGUGUGACGGAGAUAUAAGUCCUUUCAACUCCGAUGGUGGACAUGAAGAUGGAUUCGGCACGACAAUGACUCCGCGUUUCGGAAUCUCAAUUCCUUCCUUUGAUUUAGCUACUAAGCUCUUCAUUGUUCCUUCAGGUAACACAAUUUGA
Messenger RNA from Rotaria sp. Silwood2, 366 nucleotides. The record is from the annotation of a GenBank genome assembly. NCBI's taxonomy places the organism in Eukaryota, Metazoa, Rotifera, Eurotatoria, Philodinida, Philodinidae.